Molecule: messenger RNA, 1071 nt
Organism: Trypanosoma cruzi
Lineage: Eukaryota; Euglenozoa; Kinetoplastea; Trypanosomatida; Trypanosomatidae
Exons: 1
Coding region: 1-1071 (356 amino acids)
Cellular component (GO): nucleus
Molecular function (GO): protein binding
Source: RefSeq, a predicted model, not a curated record
AUGCAGCAGCAGCAGCAGCAGCAGCGGCCGAGUAUUUUGUCGUACUCCACUGGGUGGGUGGCAAACGGUCUCUCAUGGAGCACGCGGGAAAAUUCACCCUUUCGCUUUGCUGUUUCCUCGUACAUACAGGAGUACAAGAAUCAUGUGGACAUUGUUCAGAAAAAUGAAGAAGGGGAAUUGGUCUGUAGAGCAACGUGGGAACACUGCUACCCGCCAACCAAAGUGAUGUUUGCCCCUCAAAAAACAAUGACCGAUCUCAUCAUUACAACGGCAGAUUAUCUUCGCUUGUGGGAAGUGAAGGAGGGGCCCCCGGAGCGAAAUAGUGAUGAGAGGCACCGAGAGAAUGAUGAUCCACGUAAGGUGCCAUCGAAAAGGGACCACAUUGACUCCCAUGUGGUGUUUAAAACAGUCUUUGAUAGUGGGAAACAGCAGAAUGAGUUUUGUUUCCCUGUAACUUCAUGUGAUUGGAACAGCGAUGACCCCAAUAUUGUCGGCUGCUGCAGCGUUGACACAACAGUCACAAUUUGGGACAUUGAGAGUGGGAAAAACACGCGGCUGAUCGCGCAUGACAAGGAUGUCUAUGACAUUGCGUUUGCAAAGGGGACCCACACUUUUGCGAGUUGUGGCGCGGACGGCUCGGUCCGCAUAUUUGACUUGAGGGAAAUUGAGCACUGCACAAUUCUGUACGAAUCUCACUCUUUAUCGCCCCUCCUGCGGGUGGCAUGGGACAAGCUUGAUCAGACGUAUCUUUCUACAUUUGGUGUUGAGGGCACCGAAGUGAUUGUUUUGGAUACGCGUUUUCCUGCUGUUCCCGUGGGUGUAUUGCGAAAUGUUCGACCCCAGCCAAUCAACAGCGUUUGCUGGGCGCCAAACUCCGUGACAAAUCUUUGCAGUGCUGGAGAAGAUGGCACAGCAUACAUUUGGGACAUCAAUGGGCUUCCGAAUGUGGCACCCAAGUGCAUCAUGAACUAUAAAGGAGAGCACCCCAUUAAUAACAUUUCGUGGUCUUCUCAAAAUGAACAGUGGAUCGCUAUUACGACCGGAAAAGAAGCACAGUUGCUUCACGUGUAG